Colossoma macropomum (tambaqui) is the source of this 227-nucleotide messenger RNA. RefSeq names its product heavy metal-associated isoprenylated plant protein 4-like. The transcript is spliced from 3 exons. The record is from RefSeq and is a predicted model, not a curated record. The annotation marks the transcript as partial. NCBI's taxonomy places the organism in Eukaryota, Metazoa, Chordata, Actinopteri, Characiformes, Serrasalmidae.
AUAGAAGAGAGAGAACAAGAGAUAGAGAUAAGCAGAGAAGAGAAGAUCAGAGCAAGAGAAUAGAAGAGAGAAACAGAGAAGAUAGGAGAGAGAGAAAGAAGAUAGAAGAAGAGAAGAAAGAAGAAGCAGAAGAGAGAAGGAGAGAAGAAGAGAAGAAGAAGAGUGAAGGAAGGAAGAAAGCAGAAGAGGAGAUAAGACAGAGAGAAGAAGAUAGAAAGAGAUAGAAG